This is a messenger RNA of Xenopus tropicalis (tropical clawed frog), 2887 nucleotides long. It is a transcript of the gene bnip2, whose product is annotated as BCL2/adenovirus E1B 19kDa interacting protein 2. Gene Ontology annotation, cellular component: cytoplasm. Lineage: Eukaryota; Metazoa; Chordata; Amphibia; Anura; Pipidae. The record is from RefSeq and is a predicted model, not a curated record. Bases 188 to 1369 code for a protein of 393 amino acids. The transcript has 12 exons.
GAAAGUAGUUUACUUGACCACAACUCCCACACUCCAUUGUGCUGUCUCAGCCACCUUCAGCAAAAGGCAGGAGUUUUUGGGAAGCUGCAAGAGGCCGUUCGAAUAUAGGGAUCCCUAGAGGGGAUCCGUCGGUGCCACUCCUAGUACAGUGUCUGUGUGUUUAUCACAGGAUCACUUACCUGAUGACAUGAUUCAUGGGGAUGGGCCAGCAGACAUGACCACCGAAGACCCGGAGAUGAAGAAUGCGGACCAAGAUAAGCUUGCAGGAUCCUAUGAGCGACAUGAAUCUGUUGCUACAACGGAGGCCAGGCUGAGGAUGGAAGGUGUGGAACUUAAAGAGGAAUGGCAAGAUGAGGACUUUCCAAGACCUCUCCCAGAAGAUGACCAUAUCGAGGGGGAUUUCUUGUGCGGAAGUGAUGGAGAUGGUAGACCAGCUUGGGCUUUCCCAGUACUGGAUCAGUCAGUUUACUGUAUGCCUUACUCAGCAUUUCAUAAUUCACUUCCAAGUCCAGUGGAAAUUAACAGCAAUAAGAAAUCAAAGAAGAAACUGACUGCCCCCAACCUUAGCUUGAACCUGGAUCGCAGCGAGGGCUCCAUUUUGUCAGAAGACUUGGAUGAAAGUGGAGAGUUGGAUUUAGAUGAUUUGGAUACUGCAUCUGAAAACAGCAACGAGUUUGAAUGGGAAGAUGAUCUUCCAAAACCAAAGACUACUGAAGUGCUACCAAAAGGUUCUAUUCCUGAAUAUACUGCGGCAGAGGAGAAAGAGGAAAGCAGACGCUGGCGUAUGUUCAGAAUUGGCGAGCAAGAUCAUAGGGUUGAUAUGACUGCCAUAGAACCAUAUAAAAAAGUUAUUAGCCAUGGAGGUUAUUAUGGAGAUGGAUUAAAUGCAAUUAUAGUGUUUGCUGUGUGCUUUAUGCCUGAUAGUGGUCAACCUAAUUAUCGCUACCUAAUGGACAAUCUAUUUAAGUAUGUUAUUGGCACUUUGGAAAUGUUAGUUGCAGAAAACUACAUGAUAGUUUAUUUAAAUGGAGCCACAACGCGGAGGAAAAUGCCUAGCCUAGGAUGGCUUAGGAAAUGCUAUCAACAAAUUGAUAGGAGGUUACGGAAAAAUCUCAAGUCUUUGAUCAUAGUACACCCUUCCUGGUUUAUCAGAACACUUCUAGCUAUCACAAAGCCCUUCAUUAGCUCAAAAUUCAGCCAGAAAAUUAAAUAUGUCUUUAGCUUGGUUGAAUUAGCAGAACUUAUUCCUAUGGAGUACGUCAGCAUACCGGAAUGCAUAAAAGAGUAUGACGAAGGAAAAUGUAAAAAGAAACACAAAAGAGUUGAUAAAGAACUGAAGAAAACUGAAGACCAAGCCAGUGGGCAGUAAGUGCAGAUGGAGCUGAAGGCACCUGAGAAACAUACUGCAAGGAACAGGAGUACAUUUGUAUUUCUUCAGUUUGCUGCAUAUCAAUUUUUAUGGUUUUUCUACUACCUGUCCUGAACGGUUAUUCUACAGAUGUCACUCAGUUAGAGAUAAGGAGCGGAUCUGUACUGAGGCAAAACUGUUGGAAAAAAAAAUAAUACAGUCUUUUUAUUUGUAAUAGAAUAUAGAGCAUUUUGGGCUCGAACUGGAUUCCAGAACUAUGGAGACAGUGCAGACUGUAAGGGUUUGGGUGCUUUUGCAUAAAGCGGCUUUGCCUGCAUUAUCCCUGCCAUAUUGAGAUUCAGCUGGUUCACCCUUAUUUCAUUCAUUCAUUGUUGACCUGGUGCCAAAAAACUUUUUAACAGCUACUGCAAUAGAAGUACCCAGGAAGAAAUUCACAAACUUCAGUAAUUAUAAUUAUGGGGAAUGCAUUCUAGACACCUGAUAAAAAACAUCAGGAUAUCACAAAUUCAAAAGCCUUUAUAUUAAGGGCAAGGCAAAUUAAAUAACCACAGUAGUAAAUUUGCAUUAAUUACAAAGCAGGAAAUAGUUGUGUCUUACAAACAGUUGACUGCCUACGUCUAUAUAGUCUGUUGUUUAACUCCAUUUAGUUUUACUGUUUUUUGAAAAAAAAGUAUGAAAUUCUGGAAAAUAAAAGAUUAUAAGGCAGGCCACUCUGUCUUAUAUAGAAAUAGAUGUUGAACAUAAUUUUCCUUAGCAAAUAACAAUAAAAUAAAUCUUAGUUAACACGCCCUAGUAAUUUAUAAAAUAUAUUGUUUUCUACAGCAUUUAGCAUAUUAAGGAUAUCGUUACAAGAGCAGUUGUAGCUCAGUUUGACUCCCACAAAUUCCCUUGUGUUGCUGAUUAUUUCAACUAUGGUUUUAUAUGCAGGCCUGGACUAGGAUUCAAAAUAGGCCCUGGCAUUUAAAGUACACAGAGGCCCUUACCAGCUCAGUAAAUAGUGACUGUCUAUGGCAUCUUACAGCAGCCCCUCUAGCAUUUGCCAGAAUCCACAGAUAGCCAGUCCUGCUCAAAUGGAUAUCCUGUAGACUUGCAUUGUAGUGCCUACUGUUUUGUUUUUUCCCUCCUAAAUAAGGUUUCUUUGUACUUCAGGUUUUACCAGUCAUUUUGAUCAGACAACUGAAAUGCAGAAUGUUAGAUAGGAAUAUGUAAGUGACGGGCUAAUGUCCAUUUGCAGCAAAUAAGCCAUGGUCUGAGCAGGAGCAAAUACGUGAACUAUGCUUUUUUUAAAAGUUUUUCGGGUGCUGAAAAACAUGUAAAAAGCAAAAUGUUUAUGAUUUCAUUGGGGCAAUUACCUUCCACUUUCAGCAGAACUAUAGGAGAGGGGGGAUAAAUAACUUUUCCUGCCUUUCCAAACAAAAACACUGAAGGGUUUUUACAGAAUGUUAUUUUACAGGUUAGUUUUUAUUAUACCAUCUGUGAUUUGUUCUGCAUUUUAUUAAACAUAUAACAUUCUCUAGA